Hibiscus syriacus is the source of this 437-nucleotide messenger RNA. RefSeq lists its product as uncharacterized. The transcript has 3 exons. Bases 18 to 338 code for a protein of 106 amino acids. Lineage: Eukaryota; Viridiplantae; Streptophyta; Magnoliopsida; Malvales; Malvaceae. The record is from RefSeq and is a predicted model, not a curated record.
UAGUCUCAGUCCACGCUAUGUCAAAAGUCGCUCAAAUGGAAUGUAUGACCGGAAACGAUGCGUUAUUGGGCUUUGCACUGCAAGCUAUGGUUGUCGAGUCUGCCAUUAUUGUUACAAAGUCCGUCGCUUGGUUGCUGAAGAUGAUGGGAAUGCCUAAUGGAAUUGAUAUCCACUUGAAAGAGCCUGAAGCAUAUGCUGGGUUUCCACUGGCUCAGCUUCUUGCAGUGAGAAAACCUAGUCCUGAGAACAAGGAUGCCAGUGACACGGAGGACGAUGAUGAUAAUGUUGACGAUGAAGAAGCAGAAGAUGAUCAAGAUGAAGAUGCAGGCGAGGAGUAGGAUGCUUCUGGUGAAGAUGAAGGAGAUCCUGAAGAUGAACCCUAGGCCAACGGGGAAGGUGGCAGUGGAGAAGAGGAUGAUGAUGAGGAGGAGGAGGAG